UAAUCAUCAAACAAUAUGAUAUUGAAAUAAGUGACUGAAAAUAAAUGAUCAACUUUCUUAUUGCUCGAUCUUGAUGUGUCUGGUCGACUUGCCACGUAAACCACAAACUGCAAGCUGUCAGAUUGCCUCGACCCUUGUUGCAAGCUAAAAACAAAGUCUACAACUAACCAAAGAGCAAACCAACAAGAUGGCUGAAAAGCCCAGUGCUAUAGAGGAGCUACGUAAGAGAAUGGAGCGCGUGGAGCCUCUUGAAGGAGAACCAGAAUUCUUCACGAAUCCAGAAACGUUGGUACGUUUCUUAAAGGCGAGAGAGUGGGACCUAGACAAGGCAGAGAAGCUGUUAAAGAAUGCUGUGGAAUGGCGAAGGAAAAACAAACCUCUGACAAUGGAUUGCAGAUGGUGCCAUGAAAAACCUGGUUUUCAUAACAUGAGGCAAGUCGGGUUUGAUGAGAUGGGUCGGCCGGUGAUCUACUCCUGUUUCGCCCAGGCCUCAAGCAGAAGAAACAACGUUGAUGAUUCCAUUGCUCAUGCCACAUACUUGAUAGAGAACGCUAAAGUAACAAUGAAACCUGGCAUACAUACCUGGGUUUUCAUUAUAGAUUGCACAGGUAUGACUGUCCCUGCAUGCAGUCCCAAGCUUGGCUAUGGCGUCACUCAGGUGAUGUCCAACCACUACCCAGAAAGACUGGGCCUUGUCAUCUGUCUCAAUCACAACGCUCUCUUCCAAGGGGUCUGGAAGGCUAUUAAGGUUUUCCUACACCAAAACACAGUUGCAAAAGUAAAGUUUGUUAGAUCCAAGCAAAAAAUCUUGGAUGUCUUCCACGAGUAUUUCAAUGAGGAACUUACAGAUUGGUUGAUAACGGAAAUAAAGCGGAACAAGACACGUCCUUUAACAGCGUCUCAAAAGCAAUUCUGGAAAACUGAUCCAGUUCACGAUCCAAGGGGUACACCUAGCUAUGUAGCUAAAUAUGUUGAACCAUACGCUGCUAAAAGUUUGUGUAACUUAAAGGAACUACAUAAACCACAUCCAAAUAUAGUGGAUGAAUGCAAAGGAGAUGUACAACCAAUCAGUGCCAUUUCAUCUGCUGACCUUGAACUUGAUGACCAACUAGGUGACCUUGACCUAGAUAAAUCAGAUGAUGAAAAUGGAGUAGCAGAAAUUGAAAUCAGUGAAGAAUUCCAGAUUCCAAAAGAUGCUGAGCAUCUUUGAUGCUUCACUAGAAAAAAAUUAAAUAAAAUAUUUUAGAAGUGCAAUUUGGAUUGGUUGGGCAUUUGUAAGGCUUCAAAAUUUAAAAAACAAAAAUAGCAACUUUAGACUUUCAUAUUAAGCCAAAAAUUAUAUUUAAAAUAGAUUCUUCAGCUGCAAUCACUUGUUUGUAACUUCAAGUACCGGGUAUUGGGCUAUUUGAGACCUUCAAAAUUCCAAUAUAUCAUU
Messenger RNA from Owenia fusiformis, 1435 nucleotides. Lineage: Eukaryota; Metazoa; Annelida; Polychaeta; Sabellida; Oweniidae. The record is from the annotation of a GenBank genome assembly.